AGUUUUGUUAAUAUGUCCACCACUAAAAAUUGAUGUGAAAUCCAUCUGCACUACAUUCCAUUUUCUUUCGUUGUUAUCGAAAUUCUCAGUUCGUCUUCGUCCUAGUGCAAAUAACAAAUUUUACUUAUUGCAAAUUUCUGUAGAAAUUGGAAAUACAUAUUGAACAAUUGCGUGUUUGUUUGUGCAUUUGUUUGAGUGUAAGGACGCAAGGAGGGAACAAGAUAACAACAAUAAAUGUGAACAUUAAAGCCAAACAUUUAAAUUUGUAUCAAUCAAUAUAUAAAUUAUAUUUAAGAGCUUACCAUAUGCAGAAAGUAAUUCUAGUUUUGUGAAUGUAAAAAGAUCGCAUAAAAUUGAAAAUGGCAAAAAUACAGAAAGAAGUGUUUGAUAGUUCGGAGUAUUCAGCUUUACUAACAACACUGUCCAUAAAAGACGUCAUGGUGCUUGAGUUUCAAAUAGCCAGCCAUACCAAAUGGGAAAAUAUGGUUUUGUGCAAGGAGCCAAGUAAGAAGAUGUAUUUAUGCAAUGUAUGCUCUGUUUGUCAGUAUGGAGAUAAGAAUUUAUACAGUCAUCUUUCUGGCAAGAAACAUAUUUGUAAAAUGGAAAUUGUAAAAAAUGUUCGCCUUCCCAAAGGAAUUGGCUUCAAGAACAUAAUGAAAAGACCUCCUAAUACGCAAGUAAAAACAGGACCAGUAAAUAAUGCACAGUCACCUGCUACUGUGGCAAAGACCACAAACAAAUCUACAUUGACUACACAACCAAUUAAACCUCCAAUCGGAGUCGCAACAAAACCAACUGCAACUAAACCUCAAGUUGCAGCGACUCCAAAACCAGCUACUGCUAAUCCUUCCCUUGCAACUACUCCUAAGCCAAUUGCAACAACAGCUCCGGUUGCAUCUACUUCAAAACCAAUAGUGGCAAAAGAGCCUGUAAAAGCAGCCUCGUCUAAUCCUUCAGCUCCAACUACUACUACGAAGAAAAAUGCAGCAACUGUUCCAGUUGGGUCUACUUCGAAAACAAUUGAACCAAAAGCUUCUGGUCAGCUAGUUGCAACUAAUCCUUCAGCUAAAACUACUUCAAGUUCAACUGGCUUAAAAGCUCCAGUUGGAUCUACAAAGCCAAAUGCAACAAAAGUUGCAGCUGGUGAUUCCACGAAGCCAUCUGACACUCUAGCUUCCGUUGAAUCGAAUGCAAAACCAACUUCAGCAAAUUCGUCAAUUGAAUCGACAUCAAGAAAGUCACCUAUAAUUAAAUCUGAAGCAGAAUGCAUUGCAAAAACAGUUGCACAAGCUCAAUUGGCUUCAAAGUCAACUGCAAUAAAACUUCCAUUGCAAUCUGUCUCAAAGCCAACUUCAAUAGAAGCCAAAAGUGCGAAUGCAGAACCUUCAAUUAUCAAGAAAACUCUUGCACCUGCUGUCAAUCUCAAUGGAAACUCGGAAACUGCCAAUGAAAAAAUAAUCUCAGUUGAUUCAAAGGUUCAGGGUGAUAUCUCUUCAAUUCAAAAAGCUUCCAACACUUUGCAGCAAAAAAAUGUGGAAAAUUCAACAUUGAAAUCCAAAGAUGACGUUCAGAUGCAGAAACCACGCGACGAACCAAAUUUUGCUGUCGAUGUUCUUACAGAUAAUUUCGAAAAUUCUGCUACAUCACAAAAGAAAUCUGAAAUUAAUUUGCCAAAACGUCCAAUACAGUUAAAUCUUGUAAAAAAUCCAGCAAAAUUGGCUGCAGAAGCUAAAAAAAGAAAAAUAUCUUGUGUACCGUUAUCAAAACUAAUAACUGCUGAAGCUCCAAAGGAAAAUAAUCCAGAAACUGUCAAAGUCGUUAAUAACAAUGAUGAUGAUGAUGACGAAGUUAUUUUAUUGGAACCUGAAAUUGAUACUUCCAGUAAGAAUGUUCAAGAAAACAAUAAAGGGCGGGAAAAGAUUAUUACCCCAAAUCCAAUGGAUUUAAAAUCUUUACCAUCCUUUAAUACAACAUUUGAUAACUCUAAAAACAUGACAGACGUAUUGGGACUUAUAGGAGUCGAAUACGUUCUGAAAAUUGUGCGCAGUAUGAGUGAUAGAUCUCCCAGAUUUCUUUGCAGCUUAUGUGAUAUUAGUGCAGAUGAAAUAUCAAUGCAUAACCAUUUAAUCAGCAUCAAUCAUCGUCUCAAGUAUUGCGAAGAACAUUUUCCAACAGCCAUUCGCCAAUACAGACAGCUCAUCUCACACGUACCGGAGCACCAAGUGUUCAAAGUAUUAACGCCUAUAUUAUGUAAAUUAGCUACUGCCAUUGAAACGCAUCAUGGUCGUGAGAACGCCUAUCAUUGUUAUGAAUACUGGUUCAACAAGAACAAGAAAAGCUUACUCUCAACAGUGUUUCAUCGCCGACACGCAUCAGAGCAGACUGGUCCAACAUUUACACAUGUUGUAGAUUCAAAUGAGGUGGAGAUGUUUAUUGAAAAUGCAAACAACAAGGUCGAUCCACCAAUAGAUGGUUUCAUAAGGUUGCCAAAUAAUGAGCCUGCAUAUCCUACUUCUUUGCAAAACUCAAGUGAUGUGUAUCGCAGUCAACAACCACUCAUUCAGAACUAUAACAAUGACUAUUCGCGUCAACCCAACAACCAACCACAUAAUGUUGCACCUGUCGAUGAUGAGACUCACAAACGAAUGGUUGAAAAUUUUCUAAGAGAUACGCGACAAUCUCAACCGUCACGCCAUCGCCAAACUGCUCGAACUUCGAAACGCAAUCGAUCCAGAACCCCAUCCCCGGAGCGAAAGAGAAAGCGUUCAUCGCCGGUAAUAGCAUCUCAAUGGGAUGUGGAGCGUAGAUCAUUGUCCCCAUUGCGAGACGGCGAUAUCUGGCAGGCUUAUAGACAUAUGGUUGAUCACAGUGUGCGUGAAUUGAAUACAUCCUUUGAGGUAUACAAAUCAGAUCCUGAGGAGCAUCCGCUAUACAAGGACGAGUGGCAAAAAUUUUGGAAACGACGUAAAGAUGAACUCAUAGCCUCUGGUAUUAACCACCGCACUUACAAUUAUCAAGGCGAAUGGAUUCUGUUCUUUAAUGCUCGCUUGGAAGAACUGUACAAUCAAGAUCUUGAGAAUAUUAAGAUUAAGUGCCGUGAAAGAUUGUGUUUACCAAUGACCAAUAAUGAAUUGACUGACACCAAAUAUCACGUAAAUGUCGCUGAUUAUCUUCAUGAGCCCGAAAUUGAGCCACUUCAGGGACCGGCCCACAUUGAAAAUACCGUGGAGCAUCGUCGAGAACCCAUUGAACAUCGGCGAGAGCCAAGUCCCCCCAAACCCAAGCCAAAGCCCAGAGAGGCAAGAGAAGAAGUUAAUGCAAUUCAUGUGCUUCGACUCUUAACAGCACUUGAAGAUUACUUAGGAAGUUUAGGCCCCAGCAUUACGGAAUUAUUAGCCAAAGCUCUACAGAUUUCUAAGGUGCAUCCAGACAAGGUUAACAGUUUGAUUCUCUCACCCGAAAAUUGUGUCGUUUUGGAGACGGCAAAGGAAAAAUUUACGGGUCUAAUAAUUUCCAAAAUGCUGGAAGGCAAUCAAGAGCGAGCACUGAAAAAGGCAGUCAACGAUACUGAAGCAUUGCUGGAGUUUGCUGCUGAAUUGACGGCUCAAGGUUCAAAUGAAAACGCGAAAACUACUGAAAACAGCAGUACCGCCGGACCCUCUCUGAGCAAUUCUUACUCAAAUCAGGAAGUUGCUCAAAAGACAAAGUCAACAGGAUCAUACAAAAUAUCAGAUCAAUUUGAUAAAACCGAACUGGCUGCCAAAUUAGCCUCAUCAUUGAUCUCACAAGGAAAAACAAAGAUUAACCCUGAACAGUUGAAGCAAAUUAUUCAAGUUUACUCACUAAUCGAGCAGAAAAAACUUCAAGAACCUUCUUCAAGCACAACGAACGCUGGUAUUAACUCAUCAAGUAUUACAUUUAGUAGCAAUACUAGCGAACGUCAACAGUUGUUGAACUUAAAUCCUUCAGAACAAAAUCGAGAACAAGCUUAUUACUUCAAUUCUGCCACACAAAAUCGUGGAUCUUAUAACCCGAAUGCUGACACACAGAAUCGAGAUUCGUUUAAUUCAAAUCCUGUAGCACAAAAUCGCGAAUCUUAUAAUUCAAGUUCUGCAGUACCAACUCGGAAUCAGUUUAAUGCAAGUUCCGCCCAACAAAAUCCCAAAUCAAAACUUCCGGCUCAAAAUCAACAAUUUUAUAACUCAAAUUCUAACCAUGAUCGUCAAACAUUUACAAAUCAAAAUCAAUUCAUGAAUUCUAACAUGACAAGCGAUAUGCAAAACAUGCAAACUAGUUCGAAUUACUUCUCUGCAAAUAUGGCUCAAACAAAUAAUACAAUUUUCAAUAAAAACACAUAUGGUGGAAACGCUAUGGAAUACAAUAACAGCGAUUUGCCGGAUCAACAGUAUAACCAAUUCAAUGACAGUGGACAAUUUAAUAACAAUAGGAAUCCCUCAUCUAUGUACGCAAAUCGGACAUAUCCUUUUGGCUCGUCAAAUAACAACACCGGAGACAGACGCAACUGGAUGUAAACUGAUGUGCCCUAUGCUGAUUAUGAUCUGAAACCCUUGCAAAUACAAUUUGUUGUAAUGCUAGUUAUUAUUUUUUAAAUAUAUCAUUAUGGAAGAAAAUGAAAUAUGUAUGUGAUUAUGUAAACAUACAAUUAGUUUUGAAACUGUAUUUAAACAUUGUUCAAAAUGUUUUCCAAAAAUUUUAAAUUUUUGAGACAUUUUGUAAUAAUAACUUAAAUAAAAUAUUAAAUAAUAUGUCAUAAGAAGAACAUAUGAUGAACAAUGUAAAAUUACCAAUUAAGUUUUCUUUUUUUUCAUAAGAGUAUUUUUUUGAAUAUGAACUUUUAGAAUUGUAAGAA
This is a messenger RNA of Drosophila nasuta, 4870 nucleotides long. It is a transcript of the gene TTLL5, whose product is annotated as Tubulin tyrosine ligase-like 5. Lineage: Eukaryota; Metazoa; Arthropoda; Insecta; Diptera; Drosophilidae. The coding region runs from base 360 to 4532 and encodes 1390 amino acids. The record is from RefSeq and is a predicted model, not a curated record. Gene Ontology annotation, cellular component: ciliary basal body. Gene Ontology annotation, biological process: protein polyglutamylation; microtubule cytoskeleton organization. The transcript has 2 exons. Gene Ontology annotation, molecular function: tubulin-glutamic acid ligase activity; tubulin binding.